This is a messenger RNA of Teleopsis dalmanni, 932 nucleotides long. RefSeq lists its product as uncharacterized. The transcript is spliced from 2 exons. The record is from RefSeq and is a predicted model, not a curated record. The coding region runs from base 38 to 928 and encodes 296 amino acids. NCBI's taxonomy places the organism in Eukaryota, Metazoa, Arthropoda, Insecta, Diptera, Diopsidae.
UAGUUUAUUUCAAAUUAGAGAAACUCUUUAUGAUUCCAUGAAACUCCAUACUAAAUAUAUCACAAUAAAACAUAUAACAAAAUCCAUAUCUUUUACCAUAGGUAUCAAUACAGCUGCUGAUGUUGCUAAUUUAGUAGCAAAAGCUUUUUCCACAACUACCAACAGAAAAAAGCCUGAUUUAAUGUCAUUAUUUCAACCAUCUCAACAACAAGAUACAUCAGCCGAAGAAGAUAAUCAGCAAUCAGAACAAAAUGAACCACCACCUUCUAAAGUAGAUAUUGGCUUCGAUACGGCAAAUCUACUAACGGGGGUGCUACGAAUGAUUGGAUUUGAUGCUAGCAAAUUGGGCGCAAUAGCUAUCAAUACCCUUAUACUAGUAGCUCAAGCAAUUGGCAGCACAAUCUUAUCAGCAACAAGACCACCUCAACGUUUAGCAACGGUUAAACAACACGGUGAAGACUUGAACUCACAAACGGGAAUGGGGCCUGACGCUAUUUAUGAGCAAAAUGAACAUCAACCUAGAAAGUUACGAGAUGGUUCACCUGUUGAUUGGUUUUUAGAAAAUCCCAACGAGAAAAUGAAACAAUUGCUUACGGAAAUUACCGAUAAAAAUUUAUCAGAUAAAGUAAUCACAAUGAUUGAAGAGAAAGAAACAGAACCAGGACAAGCUGGUUGCAUAAAAAUGUUGAUGUGUAAAACUUCACCGAUUAUCUGGGGUAUGCAGAAAUCAGUCAAUGAGCGUUUGAAUAAAAACUCCACCAAUGAGGUAAAUACAAAAGACAGAGAUGCACAACAGGAUUUCAAUGCUAAAGCAUUGUUUAAGGAUUUACCUAGUUUAUCAGAGUUUCGAGCUCAUAGCGAUAUAUGCGAAAAGCGUUAUGGCAGCUACUGUAAUACGUCUGACUAUGAUUCAGUAAAAAAAAAUUAAAACU